Messenger RNA from Scylla paramamosain (green mud crab), 1401 nucleotides. RefSeq names its product sex-determining region Y protein-like. The coding region runs from base 266 to 1045 and encodes 259 amino acids. Lineage: Eukaryota; Metazoa; Arthropoda; Malacostraca; Decapoda; Portunidae. Gene Ontology annotation, biological process: regulation of DNA-templated transcription; anatomical structure morphogenesis; cell differentiation. The record is from RefSeq and is a predicted model, not a curated record. The transcript is spliced from 3 exons. Gene Ontology annotation, molecular function: DNA-binding transcription factor activity, RNA polymerase II-specific; RNA polymerase II cis-regulatory region sequence-specific DNA binding.
AGUUACAGAAGAGUGGCAGUGAGUCGAAACACUCAGCCUCUUGGUGUGGCAGGGAGACAAGAUGGUCUGGUGUGGCGUUCACCAGGGAAGGAUCCUAGCCACGCUCCGAGGGUGCAGGAAGGGCAUCCACUUGCAAUAACGAUUCCCUAAUGUUGAAUCAAAGUACUCCGUGAGGAAGCAACGUCUCCGCCCUCAAACACUAUGGGAGCCAGACGUCAAACCGGAUCCAUUUAAGGUCCGUUUUAGCGUGUGGUGGAAUGGCAGGAUGUCACUCGCUGGGCUUUUCAAGUUCAGGACCCUGUUGGUCACUCGUAGCUGUGAGUGUCGACGAGGCAGGGAAGGCGCCAAGGACAGGUGGAAGUUCUCAGAUGUGCAUGCAGGCGUGUGGGCGCUACCAUUGCCCGCCACGCCACACGACCGUCUCUCACCGACUGUCUGUGUUCCAGGCGCAGAGUGGGCGAGCAUGACCGAGGCUGAGAAGAGUCCCUUCUUUGCUGAGUCCAAGAGACUGAGGCUGCUGCACCGCAAGAAGUACCCGAACUACAAGUACCGGCCCAGACGCAAACCCAGAAAGCCAGCAGACCACCACGACGGGUCGUCGCCACAGUUCUCCGCGCCGCAGGGCCUGAUGCAGGGCUUCCGCCCCUUCCUGGCGGCGACGCAGCAGGCGCCGGACAGCGCCGCGCUCUUCCAGCAGGGACUGCUGCGCCCUGCGACUCCUCCCCGCGCUGUCUUCGCCCCACACAGUCUACCAAUGGGCGCAUUUUCUUCCCUGACGCGCCCAGAGUGUCCCGCUGUGUACCCACCGCACUGCCAGCAGCUAGAUGAGCUGGCCGGCUGCCCCGCGGCGCUCCUCGCGUCCUUCCCUGCACACCAGUGGUGCGCGUCCCUGCCCCUCCCGGCGCCUCAGCCAACACCCAUCUCUGCUUGGGCGUCACAGGUCAGGCUGCCCUCGCCCCCCCGUCCCCUACACACCCACAACGAGGAGGUCACGCCUAACGUGUUCAGGCCGUGGGAGUGUGAGAAGACAGCCCAGGCUGAGUGACCAGUGACCACCAGGCAGCUCUCAACAAAACGUAACUUACUCCUGCUUAGUGUUAACUUGGUCUUGGGGAUGUAAAGUUGUAAAGUAAACCUGUUUUAAGUAAGUAAUGAAGUUUAGCCGACUAACAAUAAACAUUAAAAACUACAACACAGUAAAAUAAAUGAAUAAAUGUAUAACUGUGUGUGUGUGUGUGUGUGUGUGUGUGGUGAGCCAGGAGUGUUCUGACAGGAGCACUGCACCGCUGCCGGUCAGCAGCCGGCGGCCGGCGCCGUCACGUGUGUGGUGCUGGACAGUGGACACCAGCGGUUGCCAGACUGGUCUUUUUUAGGCAAAAAGCCUUUUUUUUUUUUUUUUUU